Messenger RNA from Bipolaris sorokiniana ND90Pr, 927 nucleotides. RefSeq lists its product as uncharacterized. The coding region runs from base 1 to 927 and encodes 308 amino acids. Gene Ontology annotation, biological process: vesicle-mediated transport. Gene Ontology annotation, cellular component: membrane. NCBI's taxonomy places the organism in Eukaryota, Fungi, Ascomycota, Dothideomycetes, Pleosporales, Pleosporaceae. The transcript is spliced from 3 exons. The record is from RefSeq and is a predicted model, not a curated record.
AUGACGCGCCCGGCUCGAGGCAGCAUCCCCAGCUUCCACGGUCCUCCACUCACCAUCGUCGCACAACACCACGACGGCACCGGCGAACACAGCACAUUGCUAUCCCGCGGCCUCAUCUCGCCUACCAAGAACACGUCCAGAUCACCAUCGUCAAGCCCGAAGAAGCCGUUGCGCGCAGGAAAGAAGCACAGAACCAUGGCUUCUUCGUCUAGCUCCACCUCGCUGCUUUAUGCAUGCAUCGCCCACGACACCACCGUCCUUGCCGAACACACCGCCUCCGCCAGCUCCAAUGCCUCCUCCCUAAUCUCCAUGAUCCUGCCCCUGAUCGCCAAAGAGAACCCGCCCGAAACCCGCCGCUCCUACGACAAAGACACCCACUCUGUCCACCUGCUCAUGCGCAAGCCCGCAAACUCCAAGUCUCCAGGCCGCCUUAUCUUCCUCGUGGUCGCGGAGAAAGCCGCGGGCAAAGGCGUCCCGUACGGCUUCUUGCAGACCCUACAGGACAAGUUCUUCGCGCAGUUCGAUGUCGAUGAUACCGCUUUCGGAGAGCUGCCGAGUUAUGGGUGCGCGAGCUUUAAUGCCGAGUUGAAGCGGCUUAUGAUGCAUCAGGGAGGCACGCUGGCCGGGCAGGAGGAUGCGUUACGCACGGCGCAGCGCGAAAUCGAUGGCGUGAGGGAGAUCAUGACGGAGAAUAUCGAGCGCGUGCUCGAGCGUGGAGAGCACAUGAGCGUGCUUGUCGACAAGACGGGUCGGCUGGGCGAGAACGCGAGAGAUUUUCGUGUGAGGAGUCGCACGCUGCGGAGGAAGAUGUGGUGGAAAAAUGUCAAGUUGAUGGUGUUGUUGUUUGUGGUGUGUUUGUUCUUGCUUUACAUCUUCGUUGGGUUUGGCUGUGGGUUACCUGCCUGGGGCCGCUGCCUGCGUCGCUAA